This is a messenger RNA of Rubroshorea leprosula, 461 nucleotides long. The record is from the annotation of a GenBank genome assembly. Lineage: Eukaryota; Viridiplantae; Streptophyta; Magnoliopsida; Malvales; Dipterocarpaceae.
UCUCCUUGUCUUCAUUGUUUCCUUUCAGUCUGUUCACCCAAGAUGCAACUAUGAAAGUCAUCCGCAAUUGCAAUGAGAAGCCUUGGAGGAGGUUUUGAGGAAAGCGUAUUGGAGAACGUAAGAAACGCGGUCUUUGCUUCCGUGGAAGUCAGUCAAUCUUUCUUUCUUUACGCGGUGGGCGUGAUUUGCCACGAAACACCGUACGUUGCAAUCACAAGUUGAUUUCCGUUCAUGCAUAAAUUUAAAACUAGAGAGGUAGUCAGACAAUAAUCGUAUAGGAGAAGAAACUAAGGAGAGAAAUGACCGAAGAGAUUUACAUGAAGACUGAAAAGAAAAUUUUGACUAUGUAGAGAAUGAUUACAAUGAGAAGCCUUCCUUAUGUUCUUGUAAGUCAAAGCUGAAGCUUCAUUGCAUUGACACAGAUUCAUUUCCAGGUGAAGUAAUUAAUAUCAUAUUAAAUU